This is a messenger RNA of Dictyostelium discoideum AX4, 1263 nucleotides long. RefSeq lists its product as hypothetical. The transcript has 2 exons. Lineage: Eukaryota; Evosea; Eumycetozoa; Dictyosteliales; Dictyosteliaceae. Gene Ontology annotation, biological process: response to pheromone; G protein-coupled receptor signaling pathway. The record is from RefSeq and is a predicted model, not a curated record. The coding region runs from base 1 to 1263 and encodes 420 amino acids.
AUGUUAAAACAAACAAGUAUUUUGUUUACAAUUUUAAUUGGAUUUUUAAUUUGCAAUGUCAGCAAUGGUAUGGUUGUAAAGGAGAAAAUCAAUAGUAAUAAUAAUUUUGUAUUUUUAGCAAAAUUCUGUUACAGUACAACACCAGGUGCUUCAUUAUCAUACGUUGGAACAGCAGCAAACGCAAGUACAUCAAUUUACAUUUACAACGAUUGGGCCACUGAAUGGGGUGUAGGUGGUAAUAGUAAAUAUAGUUGUUUGGAAAGAGUGACAGCAAGUACUCCACAAACCAAUAUGAAUCAACUUUCAGCCAACUCAUCAAGAGUCUUAUUACCAGAGGAUCACCAACGUGCCCAUUUUUGGUAUGUCGUUGCAGCAAAUUGUGAUAGUGAAGUUGGUGAAGUUGAUUUCACCCUCACCCUCUUAAAUGGCGGUGGUUUGUGGUCAGCCCAAUUCUCUUACGAUGAACAAGGUCUCGAAGCAUUAUAUUUGGUUUACUUUUUCGUAUUUUUAGUCUUAACUGGUUACACUGCCUUUACAGCAUUCAAAUUAUAUAAAGCAAAUGCAUUCCAUCCAAUGAUCAAAAUUCUUUCAGGUGUCAUCGUUUUAGAAUUCCUUUCUGUUUUUGUACUCCUUUGUAAUUAUGGUUCUUAUUCUCAUAAUGGUACUGGUGGUAAAGGUGCUCAAGGUUUUGGUGAACUUUUAGAUUUAGCAGCACAAUUAUUAUUUAUUUUAUUAUUAAUUUUAAUUGCAAAAGGAUGGGCAAUUUCACGUGUUACAAUUGAUGAAAAGAGAAUUGUAUUAGGUGCUAUGGGUGUUUUAACAGUAUUAUAUUUCAUUAUGUUUGUUUGGAUUAAAGCAGGUGAAAAUCCAGCAGCAACCACCUAUAUGUAUGAUACAGUACCAGGUAUUAUUUUAUUGGUAGCACGUAGUUUAGCAAUGUUAUGGUUUAUGUGGUGUGGUUAUAAUACAUAUUUAGAAGAAACUCAUCCAGCCAAACGUAACUUUUACACUGUCUUUGGUAUUGCAUUUGUUGCUUGGUUCUUAAUCCUUCCAAUUAUUUGUAUCAUUGCCGCCGCAGUCGAACCAUGGGUACGUGAAAAAACAGUUCUCGCUUUCUAUGUCACCACUAAUGCUCUCGCUCUCAUUGGUGUUUCUUUCCUCUUAUCACCAUCAAGAUCUGGUGAAUAUCUCGCUUCUGCAACUAAAACUUCCUCUGAAGAAUACUCUUCAAUUACUACUAAAUCUUAUGAUGAAUCAUUUUAA